ACUCUGUGUGUGUGUGAGAGUGUGUGUCAGAGCAAAAUGGUGUUAAACGUAAAUAUAGUAAACGCGCCGGUGCCUCUACCGAUUCCCAGUCCACCAGCCACCAAAUCUCGCAUACAAAUCGAUUGGGAUAUCAAUGAUACGAAAAUGCCAACAGUUAGCGAAUUUGAUGAUUUCAAUGAUUGGGCCAAUGGACAUUGUCGUCUGAUCUAUACGGCUCUGAACGAUGAUGCCCGCAAACAUGCCAGCGGUUGGGCCAUGAGGAAUACCAAUAAUCAUAAUGUGAAUAUAUUAAAGAAAAGCUGUCUGGGCGUCCUUUUGUGCAGUGCCAAGUGUAAGCUGCCCAAUGGAGCGAGUGUUCAUCUUAGACCAGCCAUUUGCGAUAAGGCCAGAAGGAAGCAGCAGGGCAAACAGUGUCCCAAUAGAAAUUGCACUGGCCGCCUGGAGAUACAAUCUUGUCGCGGUCAUUGCGGCUAUCCGGUAACACAUUUCUGGCGUAAGGACGGCAAUGGCAUCUACUUUCAAGCCAAGGGCACCCACGAUCAUCCCAAGCCAGAGGCAAAGGGUUCCACCGAGGCACGACGUCUAUUGGCGGGAGGACGACGUGUUCGUAGUCUGGCCGUUAUGUUGGCCAGAGAUGCGGCCUUAAGUGAUAAACUAAGCAGCUUGAAGACCAAUAAACGUCAAGCCAAGACACAAUUGAAUCAGCAGGAAACGAAACGUAAACGCACCGAAGUGAUGCCAAUCAAUCAGCAAGAUUUAAGUGGAUUGUAUCAGAACAACAACUUAAACUCUCAGCAAUCGAAUUAUAUUGCCACGCCAGCAACAGCAAAUCAAUGGAAUAAUAAUACUGAAACUUACUAUAAUCAAGAUGGAUUUACAUGUUAUAAUUCUACGAAUAAUCUCUAUGGUUAUGAAAUGUUGCAUUCACCUUUAUCCUCGACUAGUACCAGUUCGGCUAGCUAUUAUCAAGAGAUUCUGCCGCAAAGUCAACAAAUGCAACCCACACAACAACAGCAACAACAACCCACGCCAACUCACUAUGAACCGAUGAACUCUACAACAAAUUAUCAAACAACGGGCAUGACUUUAUAUGAGAGUUGUGAUGACACAUCCAGUUUGACCAGCAGUUCUGGCUACAGUUCCGAAGAUUAUAGUUAUUUCAAUAACUAUGUUAAUUCCACUGCCGAUGUCACCGCAGCAGGAACACAAUCUGCCACACAAUCUGGGGAUAAUUUCUUUACCACAAGUUCAGAGAUUUUCAGUGUAUUUGAGUCCACCAUCAAUAAUAGUGCAGAUGCUGCCAACAUGGAUUUACUAUAUAGUGAGGCAACAGCCUAUCAACAGCCACAACAGGCAUAUAUAUCUCCUAGCUAUCAGCAGGAACAUCAUCAAUCAGGAGAUUUCUACUACAGCAAUACGGGUGUGGAUAAUGUAUGGAAUAUACAAAUGGAUUCGAGUACCCUAUAUCAUCAUCAACAGCAGCAGCAGCAACAACACCAUCCAACUUCGACAAAUGUUUAUUGCUAGACUAGGCAAAAGUCCGACCUCAUUAUCCUAAAGAUCUCUCGAUUAUCCUAUAUACAUUCCCUAUUCUAUCACAAUUCCCAAUCCAACAAUCUUUUAAGCGUUGUUCUAGUCUCUAACAUCAAAUUUUUCCCUAAACUUAACGUUCUUCGUUGUUCAAUCCAUUGAAUUGUUAAUUAAAAAUAAAUUUUUGUAUGUUUCUAUUAUUAGUUAAUAGUUUGUAGUUAGUAGUUCCUAAGCGAAUCGAUUAUACUAUCUAUCUAUAUAAAUAAUUACAAUUUGUUU
Molecule: messenger RNA, 1809 nt
Organism: Drosophila willistoni
Lineage: Eukaryota; Metazoa; Arthropoda; Insecta; Diptera; Drosophilidae
Gene: gcm
Product: transcription factor glial cells missing
Exons: 2
Coding region: 37-1527 (496 amino acids)
Biological process (GO): regulation of transcription by RNA polymerase II; gliogenesis
Cellular component (GO): nucleus
Molecular function (GO): RNA polymerase II cis-regulatory region sequence-specific DNA binding; DNA-binding transcription activator activity, RNA polymerase II-specific
Source: RefSeq, a predicted model, not a curated record